This is a messenger RNA of Fonsecaea multimorphosa CBS 102226, 1473 nucleotides long. RefSeq lists its product as uncharacterized. Lineage: Eukaryota; Fungi; Ascomycota; Eurotiomycetes; Chaetothyriales; Herpotrichiellaceae. The record is from RefSeq and is a predicted model, not a curated record. Gene Ontology annotation, molecular function: NADP binding; N,N-dimethylaniline monooxygenase activity; flavin adenine dinucleotide binding. The coding region runs from base 1 to 1473 and encodes 490 amino acids. The transcript has 2 exons.
AUGAUUGCGGCCAACAAUAAUUUCGACGUCAUUAUCAUUGGUGCCGGCAUCAGCGGCAUCAAUUCUGCGUACCGUCUUCAAGAAGGUCUUCCUGACUAUUCAUAUGCUGUCCUCGAGGGGCGAGCAGAAAUCGGUGGCACCUGGAGCUUGUUCAAGUACCCCGGGAUCAGGUCUGAUUCUGAUCUUCACACCUUCGGGUUCCCCUGGGAUCCAUGGAAGGAAGACCGUUCCAUCGCCGACGCAGCAUCGAUUCUGCGAUAUGUCAAGACCACCGCCGCUAGACAUGGCAUCGACAAACACAUCAAGUUCCACCACAAAGUCGAGUCGAUGAACUGGUCGACUGAGAAUCAGCAUUGGGAAAUUGAUGUCACGGUCGACGGGACCGAGAAGCGGAAGUUCUACUCUCGAUUUAUCCUCCUCGGCACCGGCUACUAUGACUAUACCCAGGGGCUCAAUACCAAGAUUCCCGGCAUUGAGAAUUUCAAGGGCACCGUCGUUCAUCCUCAAUUCUGGCCCGAGGAGCUCGACUACACAGACAAGAAAGUCGUUGUCAUCGGCAGUGGUGCCACCGCCGUGACCAUCGUGCCUGCUAUGACAGAGAAGGCCAAAUCCGUUACCAUGCUUCAACGAUCACCCAGCUAUUUCCUGCCCAUCCCUCUGACCGAACCCAUCGAUGGUAUCAUCAAACGGAUAUUCCCCGAGAAGCUGGCGUAUCAACUCAUCCGAAUCAGAUUCCUCCUUGUCGGUUUCUUAUUCUUUCAAUUCUGUCGAUUGUUCCCCCAGAAGGGCCGAUCUGUUCUACGCAAAGCCACCGAGAAGGAGUUACCUGCCAAUAUUCCUUUCGACCCUCAUUUCGUCCCUCGGUAUAAUCCCUGGGAACAAAGAAUGUGUAUCACGCCAGGUGGUGAUUUCUUUGCCGCGUUGCGCACGGGCAAAGCUGACGUCGUGACCGACACAAUCGAAGACAUCAACGCCAACGAGAUUAAGCUCAAGUCAGGAGCGACUCUCCCUGCGGACAUAAUCAUCACCGCCACAGGUCUCAAGAUCCAGUUUGGUGGCGGUGCUUCUGUUAGUGUCGACGGCGAGCCCUACCAAAUGAACCAGAAAUUCAUUUGGCGUGGUGCUCUGCUACAGGACUUGCCAAACUUCACAUUCAUCUUUGGAUACACAAAUGCCAGCUGGACCCUUGGCGCCGAUGCCACUGCCCAACUGUGGGUUCGUCUCCUCAAAGAAAUGAAGGCCAAGAAUAUGACGAGUAUGGUUCCGCGAAUCAACGAAAAAGAACAAGUGACCGAGGUACCUCUUCUGAAUCUAAACAGUAGCUACAUCACGGCUGCUCAGGAGGCGAACACGCUGCCCAAGGGUGGUAACCGAGGGCCAUGGAUGCCCAGGAGCUCGUAUCUUCGAGAUAUCUGGCAUGCGAAGUUUGGCGACAUUCGCACCGGGCUGCAAUUCAAUAGGAUUUCGACCUAG